AUGUUCGACUUCGAUGAGCUAGAAGAGGCUGCGGAGAGAUGCCAGGCUUUCAGGUCUUUACUCGGCUUUUGGAGCUCAGGCAGCGGCGCCAGACGCUUAGUGCAGGGGGCGCACCUUGUGAAGACGGGUUCCUCUGGCCGAAGCUCCUUGGAGAUGCUCCCUGAAGCGCCGGCUUUGGCCGAAGCUCAGGGCCCUGCGCGGGAGCCUGCCGAGGCAGGCGAACCGGGUUCAGCGGAGACUGGGCAAGAGACGAGGGCGAAGGAAGUUGAGGCUCCAGAUCGACCAGAACCUGCUCAGGAACCUGCUCAGGGACCUGCUCAGGGACCUGCUCAGGGACCUGCUCAGGAACCUGCUCAGGAACCUGCUCAGGAACCUGCUCAGGAACCUGCUCAGGAACUUGCGGAACCUGAGCCCCCAGUUGCCCAGGAGCCCGUCCAGGCAGUGCGACCUCAGGGCGAAGCACCGAAUGCGAAGUAUUCGCCAGGGAUGUUCCUGGAGUGCGUGAGCACUGUGCUGAUGAGGCAGCACGAGGACCUGGACAGCCCGCAGCUGGCGCGGCUGCCAGCAUCGACGCUGGUGGAGGUCCUAGAACUGGGCAGCGGCUUUACCGGGAAGCGCAUCAAAGUGCGUGCCCAGGGCGAAGAAGGCUGGGUCAGCGUCGUGGCAGCCAACUCGGCGGCCAUGUUCCGCCGAGCCGAGCGGCCCGAGCCGGCGCCGGCGCCCGCGCCGGAGACGGCUGCCGAGAAACCAUGGUCCAGCAUUCAACCCGGGGACACUUGCAUUUGCAAGACCACGGUGGUGAUGCGUACAGCGGAGAGUACUGACAGCGACAUGGUGCGGCGCCUGGAGCGCGGCGCUGAGCUGGAGAUCCUGGCCGGCGAGUGUCGGCGUUUCAGGGCCAAAGACUCCCAGGGCACCAAGGGCUGGAUCAGCGCCUUCAGCGCGGAUGGGGCGACGCUGCUGGAGGUGACGCAGCGUGGCAACCAGAGCCUUUACGUCGGUGCCGGGCAGGCACUGGGUGGCAAUAAGGCAGCAGAGGAGGACCCGCGCAAGGCGGCGCUCGCGGCAGCGGAGCGGCGCCAGGCCUCGGCACUGAGCCGCGGGGUGGGGGAGAAGGCGGCCAAGAACCUGCAGGAGACCGAGAAGCGCCAGGCGCUGCUCAAGAAGCUUGCAGAGGUCUAUGGUCGCAGGAAAGAGGAUGUGCCGCUGCACCUGCAAAGUGCCAGCCUCGAGGCCUUGCAGAAGCACCUUGCAAACGAAGAAAGCCGCGCGCAGGAACCUGCGCGCCCGGCAGAAACGCCGCAAGCCAGGCCGCAGCCAGUGCAACCAGCCAUGGAGAGCUUCAACCCGCCGGCCCGCCAGGCCGGGGUUCCCGCCGCCAGCGCCAGCGCUUUGAGCUCCAGGCCCGACCCGAAGCGUGAGGCCGCGCGAGAGCGGGGCUUGGCGGAGGGGGAGAUCCAGGCGGUCUACGACCUGGAGGCCAUGGGCUUCGACUUCUUCCAGGCGCUGCAGAGCUACUGCGCCUCCGGGCGCAACCAGGAGCUCGCGGCCAACUUGCUGCUUGAGGGCCAGGAGCCGGCGAUGGAGCCGAUGGGCGAGCCCCUCAUGGGGCAGCCGAUUCUGAGGCCGCUGCCACCGGCGUUUCCGGGCCCCGCGCUCAAUGAGUCGCAACUGGGCCUCAGCGCGCUGGACAAGCAGAAGCUUCAGCGCAUCAUGGAGCUUGGCUUUGACCGGCCCACGGCCGUGAAGGCCCUUUGGAGCUGCAAUCUGAACGAAGAAGAAGCUGGAAACCGACUCCUGGCCUGAAGCCCGCGACUGAGAUGGGUCUUUCGCCUGGCUUUUCUCGAGGCGGGGUUUCCAGGCGCGCAAGGACCAUCUCGCAAAGCCACAAGCGAACAAAUUUCACAGGCAUCCCGGGGAGGCUCACACAGGAGUCCAACUGCCGAGC
This is a messenger RNA of Effrenium voratum, 1948 nucleotides long. The record is from the annotation of a GenBank genome assembly. Lineage: Eukaryota; Dinophyceae; Suessiales; Symbiodiniaceae.